CCAGAGUGAAAAAGAUUUUAAAGUUCCAGAGAUCAAGGACUUUUAAUAUAUAAAGUUCUAGCAUUCCGUUUUAAUCCGUUUAAUUAAAAAAAGACUGUUUUACUAAUAAAACUAUUCGGUUCUCUUGAAAGAAUAUAUAAUUAUUGAUGAGACAAAUUAAACCGCAUUUGCGAAAUACUGUGAUUACCAAUCAAGAAAAUUUAGUUUUAUCGAGCAACAUUUGUUGAUCAGUUCAAUAAUAGUGUGUUUUGUUUUACAAAUAUAUAUUACAGUGAUUAUUGAUAAAUUUGCUGAUUAACAUUUAUUUAAAAGCUGCGGCAAACAACUUGUGAAAGCUCACUUCGAGAGUCACGAAGAUGAAGAAAGUGUUGUUGUUGAUAAUCUGCAUUCAAUUUGCAUUAACUGUUGUUGGCAGGCAUCACAGGGACAGUGAUUUUUUGAGCCACGUACAGCUGGUGCAUCAAUUUCAAUGUUCGUUGCCCCAACCAAGGGCAAUCGCAGUAGAAGAUCUCUUGACCAUGGGUCUUGGGCCUGACGAAGCUUUUUAUCCUGCAUCCACAGUUCUGACACGCUGCACUGGAUCGGGAUGCUGUCCUGAUCCCAAACAGAUUUGCGCUCCGAUCGAGACCAGGAACGUCAGCCUCGUUUUCAUGGUCAGACAUCGCAUUGAUCAACAACGAGACCGUCACCAUGAAGUUAUCCAUGCUGUGGAGCAUACCAAGUGCGCCUGCAUGGAUAAAAUUCUGCCCAUGAAGAACUCCAGAUUUUAAACAAGAAAAAUACUUUUUUAAAUCUGUCUUUUCAACCAACCUAAUAUAGAUAAAUGUUGACUUAAAAUGAUGACGAUUUUAUUUGGAAGAUUAGAAUUUUAUUUUCUCAAAGGAGAACUCCUCUUUCUCGAAAUUGAAGAAGAGAUAAAGAAUGACCGUUUCUUCUUUAAUUCUUAUCAAUUUCUACUUAUUCUACCAAGUUUGGGUGAAAAAUCUAAAAUAAUUACAUAUGCAUAUAUAUUUCAAAUCUUUAUUCUAAAUAUAUUUUGGAACGUAUUUAAUUUUCUAUUUUAGAAUCGUAGAUCUCGAUUAAAUUAGAUUAGAUUAUGUUAGAUUGCACUAGUGAACUAUCGUUUAGAUCGUAUUUAAAAAAUUACUAUGAUAAA
Molecule: messenger RNA, 1156 nt
Organism: Temnothorax curvispinosus
Lineage: Eukaryota; Metazoa; Arthropoda; Insecta; Hymenoptera; Formicidae
Product: placenta growth factor-like
Exons: 2
Coding region: 357-770 (137 amino acids)
Cellular component (GO): membrane
Molecular function (GO): growth factor activity
Source: RefSeq, a predicted model, not a curated record